This is a messenger RNA of Pochonia chlamydosporia 170, 606 nucleotides long. RefSeq lists its product as hypothetical. The record is from RefSeq and is a predicted model, not a curated record. Bases 1 to 606 code for a protein of 201 amino acids. The transcript has 2 exons. NCBI's taxonomy places the organism in Eukaryota, Fungi, Ascomycota, Sordariomycetes, Hypocreales, Clavicipitaceae.
AUGGAAAAGGUGCUCCUUGACCCAACCCAAGAUCCAGAUGACUUUGCAAGAGCGUACCGAGAUCGCCAUGCGGACUGGGACAAGGUGUUCGAGGGCUACGACGCAGCGGUUGACUGGCCAUCUGCCGAGUUCUGGCCGGAACUCGUAGAAAAGUAUCCAGACGCAAAAGUAUUACUCACAGUGCGCGACCAUGAGGACUGGUACAUGUCGGUAGGCAAGACGAUCAAAGAAUGGCCAAUGGACCCGGCUAUCCAAUGGCCGGAACGCAUGCUAAAGACGAGGAACAUGGCUCGCAUUAUUGUGAAAGAAGGUGCCUUAAGCGGUUACAGUGACAAGGACACCAUGAUUUCUAAAUUCAUCCACAAUACUACGCGAGUCAAAACAGCCAUCCCUGAGGACCGACUGCUGGUGUUUCAUCCCGGCGAUGGUUGGGGCCCUCUCUGCAAGUUCCUAGGUAAAAAUGAGCCGGAUACAGCGUUUCCUCACUGCAAUCGUAGUGGAGACUUUGUUGAUAGGCUGCACUGGGUUAAGGAAUCGAUUGAGAGCGGAAAGAAUCUAGCUGCUAUGCCGUACAAGAUGGACGUCGUCAACGCAGCAUGCAAGUAG